Corticium candelabrum is the source of this 1965-nucleotide messenger RNA. Its product is annotated as myotubularin-related protein 9-like. Lineage: Eukaryota; Metazoa; Porifera; Homoscleromorpha; Homosclerophorida; Plakinidae. The transcript has a single exon. Gene Ontology annotation, biological process: negative regulation of autophagy; phosphatidylinositol dephosphorylation. The record is from RefSeq and is a predicted model, not a curated record. Bases 1 to 1698 code for a protein of 565 amino acids. Gene Ontology annotation, cellular component: membrane; cytoplasm. Gene Ontology annotation, molecular function: phosphatidylinositol-3-phosphate phosphatase activity.
AUGGAAUUGGGCGAGCAGCUCGAAAUUCGAGUCGUUAAGGACGUUAUCCUUCGCCGCAAGAAGCACAACGACGUCGAAGGCGAUAUCGGCUUGACCGGACAUCAACUCGUAUUUUCGCGGCGGUCGGGGUCCCCUCGAGGGACCACGACAGACGACCGCGACGGUUUUCUCGAGGUUCUCAUCUCGAACAUGUGGCAAAUCACGGAGAAACCGUCGAGCACGCCACCGUCGUUGAGCAUCCGACUGAGAGACAUGAGAUCGAUAUCCCUACUCUUUCCAUCCGCUGAGAACCAAGAGAUGCACAAGGUGGCGAAAUCUAUUGGGAAAAUCAAUGAGUUGACAAACCCCAGACUCGCCUAUCCGUUCUACUAUCAUCCAAAUGUCGAUUUUGCGCGCGAAAGUGGCUGGUCGUUGUUCAGUAUUGAUGAGGAGUUCGAUCGAAUGUGUUGCCCCCCUAACAAAUGGCGGAUUUCGUCUGUUAAUUUGGAGUAUGCUGUGUGUCCAUCUUAUCCGGGACGUUGUAUCGUGCCUAUGGAGAUAGACGAUGAGACGCUGAUUAAGGUGUCGAAGUUUCGGCAAUCGGGACGGUUUCCUGUCCUCAGUUAUUAUCAUCCGUCGAAGGAGACGUCGAUCAUGAGAAGCGGGGAGCCACUGGUCGGCCCCGCCAAUCGACGAAGCAAGGAAGACGAACGCCUACUGAAAGCGUCUCUCACUACAGGAAAGCGAGGAUUCAUCAUGGACGUGAGGUCCACACAAAAGGCGCAACAACGACAAUCACGAGGCGGAGGCAUCGAGAUCGAAGCGCAUUAUCCUCAUUGGAGACGCGUGCACUGCACCGUUGAGCAUAAGCUCUCUGUUCUCCAGGAGAGUUUUGUGAAGGUCGUCGAUGCGUGCUGUGAUAAGAGCGGCAGUAGUGGCACGUGGCUGUCAAAGCUGAGGUCGUCGAUGUGGUUGAGUCACGUGACCGACGUGUUGGUUGCAGCGUGUAAGGUUGCACAGAGUAUCGAACGCGAUGGUUCGUCGGUACUCAUUCACGAUACCCACGGUUUUGAUACGACCAUCCAAGUUGCGUCCCUCACUCAAGUGCUACUGGAUCCAUUCUGUCGUACAAUCCAAGGAUUCAAGAUUCUUAUCGAAAGGGAGUGGAUAAGCUCUGGUCAUCCGUUUGGUGAUCGAUGUGGUCAGAUAGGUUUUAAUCGUGCCAACGAAGCUCCCAUCUUCCUUCUCUUUCUUGACUGCGUGUGGCAAGUGAUGCAACAAUUUCCACUAGCAUUCGAAUUUAACGAGACAUUCCUGAGGCUUCUGUUUGAGAACACGUCGUCGUCUGCGUACGGCACGUUUAUAGGUAACAACGAGAGGCAACGAAACGAGUUAGACCUCAGUCGCAGUACGUUUUCUGUGUGGACGCACUUUGCUAGUUCAUCUGUAACCCAACAGAUCACAAAUCCGAUUUAUGAAAGUCACUCGUCUGUAUUGUGGCCGUCUGUUGCGCCACAGAGCAUCGUGUUAUGGUCGGGUCUCUUUUUACGAUGGGAAGGAGGUCCUGAGCCACUCACCGAUUUUGCUGAGGAGGUACAACAAGUUGGUACGAAACACUUGCGUAUGAAAGAGAGUGUACUUGGUCUGAAGGAGGAACUCCGAAGACUGGAGGAUGAAGUGCAACAGAAACUAACAGAAAUCAGUGAAGGUGUUGAGUAGGAUAGCAAUUUUAUCUGUUCUUGGCUGUUGCUGGAAUGAAUUAUUGUAUAGGAGUUAUUGAUUGAUGCUGUUAGGUGUUUGCUAAUAUACCGGUAAUUGAAUUUGUAAUGUCCAGUGUGAAUGAUAUAGUCACAGACGGCUCUGAAAGGAGCAGGGAGGUUGUCGAGUGUGUGGGGGAUCUGCGCGUGCGUCAGACUGCAACAUACGGGUACUUGUAAGCCUUGGUGUCCAGCCCUACUAUUUUGUGAAAGCGCCAUGGUCAGGGGC